AUGACUCCGGAAUACGAAGCUCUCUAUGCACAAGGAUGGCUCCGAUGGAAUUCAGAUUUUCGAGGCCCCGAAAGACAUCUGUUCCCUCGAAGCAGAUACUCGGCUAUCUUGAGGAGCGACUGGCAUGAUGAAGCUCUCCACUAUGCUGUCCUCUCAGUAAUAGCCACACAACUCUCUAAGAUACGUACGGGCACACUUGACCAAUUGGCUCUCGACUUACAGCUGAAGGUCGUGUCGGCUCAACGCAAAGCAUUGGCGCAUGGCCAGUCCUCAGACGCGAGGAUUGUGACAGCAUUAGCAAUAGUUUCCAACUCAUUUGCGUCAACAGAGAACGGGCAAGAGGAUCUCUCGGCACCUUUGCAGCUGAUUGCAGCAGGGGUAGAGAAACGAGGUGGGCUUCAGUACCUAGGCAUGGAGGGCAUUGUUGCGGACAACUUGAUGUUGGGAGAUCAUACUCGAGCCAUCAUGUACAACAUCAUGCCGCAGUACAAGAUGCACUUACCACCUGUCACGUCUACCACGGCUCCAAAACCCGGUGGUGCUUAUAGCCAGCUCCUAGCAUGUGGACUGAUCUCGGCUGAAGUUGAGGAGGUUGCCAACAGCUAUUGGGUUCUGCUCAAGAUAUACGACCGAGCAGCGAAAGGCAAAGGUACAAGCUCGGAAGCGACAUAUUUCGCCUAUCUCGCAAGCGUCGUUGAAUAUCGACUGGCGUGCUUGAACGCAAAAAUGAGCGAGUCCAACACGCUCGACGAGUGCAUUAUAUUAGCAUGCCUUCUUAGUAACCACAUUCUACUACGAAACUAUGGACAAAUGUCGCCGAGUGUGCGGUCGUUAGAGGCGAGAUUCUGGCAGCGCUUUGAGAAUCUGAGAAGCGAAGGAUUCUUCCGGAAUUAUAAUCUACACGAGCUGGAGAUAUUUUUUGCUUGUAAAGCUGAGUUCGGUGGAGGACAAGGCAGUCGGAGUACUGGUUCAGCUCAGAAGGCAAGUUUCUCCGCCGGUGCAAGAGUUUGA
Molecule: messenger RNA, 1011 nt
Organism: Lithohypha guttulata
Lineage: Eukaryota; Fungi; Ascomycota; Eurotiomycetes; Chaetothyriales; Trichomeriaceae
Exons: 2
Coding region: 1-1011 (336 amino acids)
Source: RefSeq, a predicted model, not a curated record